AUGCUCGUUCAGCAGUUGAUCGUCGGUCUGCGCGAUGAAAAAGCUCGGGAAAAUCUUCUAUCAGAGAAGAAGGAUUUGUCAUGGGAGAAAGCCUGUGAUAUCGCCAGUCAUCGGGAGCGCCUGCGACAAAAUCUUCAGCAGCUGAAUCAGUCAAAUGAUGGAAUGAUAGCAUCCUUGGAAUUUGAAAUGGCUGUCUCCCUAGUCAACACUGAUGUACCUUCACCUAAACAGCGACCCUCAGCUCCCUCAAAACAAUUACCAUCCUGCUACCGUUGUGGUCAGCACAUUAUCCGGUGGUUAGACUGUAGACACCAGAAGACGGUAUGCCAUGGCACUGGACGGUUAGUUACCCCUUCAUAAUCAGACCUCAUGCAACUAUUAUUUACAUUACCCAAAUUAACUUGAGUGCACUUUUUUAGACACUGCCGACGAUGACGAAGAUAUUCCUCGUCCGGGACCGUCUGGCUCUUCUUCAAAGCCUUAGAACGGCCUGCUAUGACCAAAUUAACUAAGAAAUUAAUACUUUUUUACAUAAUAUCUAAUUUGUACCAGAUUUCUAACACUUUUAACUAGAUACCUACUUUGUGCAUAUUAUUUUUUUACAAAAAAAUUUAAUAACCAACAACCACAUUACUCGUCUUCAUGCCCACUACUUACGGGAUAGUAUAUUAGCAUUAUGGGCUUGAAAAUAGGGGAAACAGCUUAGUAGUGGGACUAUUGAGAAAUAAAGGGGGGUCUGCUCGGUUACGACGCGAGAUUAGAAUUUUCUGCGCAGAUUCUGUGCCGAGCCUAUGUGCCGAUUCUGUGCCGAGCCUCUGCGCCGAUUCUGAGGAGAUUUGAGUGACAAAAUAGGCGCAGAUUCUGCGUAGAUUAUUCUUAACCUCGGCUUAGAUUCUGCGCAGAUUCUGAGCAGAAAUGUUAUCAGGGCAGUUUUGCAGGAAAAUCGGCCACAUCGAACGAGUGUGUUUCUCCAAAAGACGAGCGAACACUAACACGCAUGCGACUUACCCUAAUCCAGCUGCGAAUGGCGAGGCGAUACUCCGAAUGUUUUCGGCCAACGCGCAACUCCAAUUGCCCUACACCAUCACGCUUCAGGUCGAUCACCAUCCCGUGAAGUUUGAAAUCGACACUGGCUCAGCUGUUACUCUCAUCAAUGAGGCCUCUCUUCAGAAAUUACCCUGCCUCCUUCCGGCUAGCUCAACAUUCCGUAGUUAUACUGGACAGAACGUAGAGGUUCGAGGGGUCUUCACAGCCGAAGUCGAGCAUGAUGGAGAACUUCAUUACUUGCCGGUUCAUAUGGUGAGAGGAAGCCAGCAAUCAAAUCUCCUUGGACAGAAUUGGAUUAAAUGUGUGCCUUCUGCACUAUCCUAUGUACAUCGGAUUGGUGUAAAUCCGGCUCUAGAUUCAGUUUUGAUAAAUCAUAAGUAUCUAUUUUGUGACGAUUCUACUACCCACUACCGCGGUCCACCUGUUAAAUUUCAGUUUCAGUCAGAUUUCCGGCUCCGGUCCUUCAAAGUUCGUUCAGUCCCCUAUGCAGUCGCACCGAAGGUCGAAGAAGAGCUGGAUCGCCUACAGAAAGCGGAUAUUAUUGAGCCCGUGCAAUAUUUGGAAUGGGCAGCCCCAAUAGUUCCUGUGCGUAUCUGUGGCGACUACAAGCUGACAAUCAACUCAGCAACUAAACCGAACCCUUAUCCUCUCCCGCGCAUUGAGGAUCUGUACGCAUCUCUCUCGGGUGGUCAUUAAUUUACAACUUUGGACCUAAAGCAUGCUUACAACCAAGUCGUUCUAGAUACUGAAUCCCGAGACGCCACCACCAUCAAUACGCAUCGGGGUUUAUUUCGAUAUAAAAGACUACCAUUUGGAGUAAGUUCGCCCCCCGGCUUAUUUCAAUGCUUGAUUGAUAACCUCUUGAAUGAUAUGCCUCACGUUUGCGCAUACCUUGACGACAUAUUAGUUACCGGCCCAUCUGAACACAGUCAUCUGGAGACUCUUAACAUCGUGCUAGGACGUUUAGAGGACACAGGUUUUAAACUCAGAAAAGAUAAGUGCAUCUUCCUUGCCGACUAGGUAGAAUACCUGGGCUUCAGGGUGGAUAAAACUGGCCUCCAUCCACUCGAACAUAAGCUCAAAGCCUUGAAGACGGUGUCGCGGCCCAACAAUACUGGUCAAUUGCGUUCAUUCCUGGGGUUGGUCACCCACUUUAGUCGCUUUAUUAAUCAAUCGGCUACAAUUCUAAAGCCUCUUUAUCGACUACUUGAUAAGAAUCGUUGCUGGCACUUUUUAGAGAUCGAACAAAGUGCUUUUGAACAAGCAAAGACGGCUCUUACCUCCUCAUCUGUCCUAGUUCAUUAUGACCCCGAAAAGCCUAUCAUACUAUCACUGCGCCAAGGUUUCAAAGAAAACUAUGGGUAUUCUAGGCGUCAUUAGAAGAUCCUUUGUCAAUUUUGAUGAAGAACUUUUCGGCCGAGUAUUUGGCGCAUACGUUCGACCAAUGUUGGAAUAUUGUGUCCGGGCAUGGUGCCCCUGGACGAAAUAAGUUUACGCCCUACUGGAGUACGUACAACGAAGAGCGACCAAGUUGGUCGGCGGAUUAAGUACCUUACCUUAUAUGAGACGGCUGGAAAAGCUAAAAAUAUUUCCUCUCUCUUAUAGGCAGUACAGAGGGGAUAUGAUCAUGGCCUUCAGGAUCGUUCAAAGGCUUGACUGUGCUCUUCAGUUUGACGAUUUUUUCGAACUGGCACGGAUGACAAAUCUUCGAGGGCACCAAUACAAAUUGAAGACGAAAUAUGCCAACCUCGAGUUGCGGGCCAAAUUCUUCUCCCACCGGCUGGUUGAGGGAUGAAACAAAUUGCCGAACUCCGUUGUCUUAGCGGAAAACGUCGAGAUUUUCAAAAGAAGACUAGAUAAAUUUAUGCUUGAUGGUCAAACAUUUACAUGAUAUCAAUGACUGAUAUUACUGCUAUGUAAAUAUCUGCAUGUUUUUUCAUCUGUCUAUCUGUAAAUAGGGUUUUCCAAGACUCUGCCUCUAUCCCUCAUAUAUACUGAAAAUUAUACUGUAAAUUACUGAAAUGUGAUGCGUCUUUGUACGCCGUAUGUGCGGUUCUCAUGCACUGAAUGCCUUCUGGUGCGGAGAUGCCAAGUGCCUUUGCAUCGAGAACCAUGUCACAGGCGGAAACUAACUAUUCACAACUAGAUAAAGAGGCGUUGGCAAUAAUGUUUGGCCUACAUCGCUUCCACCUGUGUCUUUUGGCCGAUCCUUUCAGAUUCACACUGAUCACAAACACCUAUUAGGUCUGCUGGGAGAAAAACGAGGGAUACAACAGAUGCCCUUGCCGAGAAUGCAACAACGGGCACUCACCCUGUCUGCUUACACGUAUACAAUGAAAUACGUUACAGGUAGUGCAAUCGUAGUGGCUGACGCCUUGAGUAGGCUUCCUAUUGUGGACAAUGGCAUUAACGGGACACCUGUUUUUUAGACCGUAAAUAUUUUCUGAACCUAGUCGACUCACCUGUAACCUGUCAACAAAUUCGACAGUGGACAUCAAGAGACCCUCUCCUAAGUCGGGUAAAAAGAGCCUUACAAUCUGGUUGGCCGGCCUCUAUCUCCCCUGAUUUUCAACCAUUCUUCAGCCGUCAGAACGAGUUAAGUCUACAAGACGGAUGCAUACUAUGGGGUAAUCGUGUAGUUGUGCCACCACAAGGCCGACGGGCCAUCCUCAGAGACCUGCUUAAUGCCCAUCCUGGUACAGUUAGAAUGAAAGCUCUCGCCCGCAGUUAUGUUUGGUGGCCCAAAAUUGACGCAGAUAUAGAAAACAUGGUGAAAGCAUGUCACGUGUGCCAAAUAACACAGAAGACCUUAUCGAAGGUUCCUCUGAAGCCUUGGGCCUGACCCGACUCAGCGUGUAAGAGGGUACACGUCGAUUAUUUUGCGCCAUUCCAAGGCCAUAUGGUUUUGGUGGUGGUUGACGCCCACACUAAAUGGAUUGAUGCGAUUCUGACUGGCAAUUCUUGUUCUUCACUAACUGUAAUCAACAAGCUGCGAACCGUUUUUUUCUACUUUUGAGGUACGUGAAAUGGUCGUUUCAGACAAUGGUUCGGCCUUUACUAGUGCAGAAUUUAAAGAUUUCAUGGAGAAAAAUGGAAUAAGACAUUUAACUACUGCUCCGUACCACGCUGCUUCUAAUGGCCUCGCAGAGCGUGCAGUCCCGACAAUAAAGCACGGACUAGCCAAACAGACGGAAGCGGACUUGGCCACCAAGUUGUCACGCUUUCUGUUAAGCUAUCGCACAACGCCAAACGACUCAACUGGUGCUUCGCCUGCAGAACUGAUGUUCCAGCGGCAGUUGCACACACGACUCGACCUGCUUAAUCCAUCAACGCAUGAUGGAGUCAUUGCAAAACAGACGAAAAUGAAAGCACGAUGUGAUGUGAACACCCGACCACCAGUCGCCAUGCCUAACGAAAUUGUCUAA
Molecule: messenger RNA, 4472 nt
Organism: Spirometra erinaceieuropaei
Lineage: Eukaryota; Metazoa; Platyhelminthes; Cestoda; Diphyllobothriidea; Diphyllobothriidae
Source: the annotation of a GenBank genome assembly